AUGGCUUCUCUCAAGCUUCUGCCAGACUCCGGCAUCACUUCCAUGGUGAUGGGGAAUGAUAUCUUUGCAUUUGUACAAACCUAUGAGGGUGAUAUUUACCAGUUCGUGGGCAACGUCGAGAAUUCGUCAGUGUUUUAUGGCUCAAGGAAGAAGUCAAACGUCAUCAUAGAGCGUCUGAAAGGCAUGAAUCCUAAACCUGACGCUCCCAAGCUAUUCACUCCCAUCGCUGCUGUAUCUUUCACCGAUCAGCUCAACAAGCCUAUGAGUGAACGGUACGUCUUUUAUCUGGACGACAAGAACAUUCUCCAUGACCAGUACGACCUUGGGAACGGCGACUACCAGCAUGGAAAACUGGCUGAGUUGAAGAUCGAAUGUGCUCACUACUCAAGCUUAGCAGCCGUCACUAUCAGAGGAGACGUUGUCAACCACAUGUGUGUAUUCUACCAAGCCCUCACCCGGGACGGAGCUGUAAAGAUGGUCAGCUUUGCCGGCAUCCAUAGGACCUGGCAGCAUGGCGGCGCUAACCUCAGAGACCCGCCACUCUACGGCACCUCCCUCAGUGCAGUGCCUCCUCGCGCAGGUAUCCUCGGCCGGAGUGGUUCAGAUAAGUCGAACCAAGGACAGCCAAUAUACUAUCUCCAACUGGACAGCCACGCCUUGGGCAGUGGACAGGGCACAGCAGAACCUCUCCCACUGGCAGGCUAUGAUUGCGACGGAAAGCCGGUGGCAUUCUCACCGCACACAAGCCUCACAGCCGUUGACAAUGGAAUUCACCUGCAUCUUAUCUACAAGUCCCACUCUGGCCAAGUGAAGGCAGUUCGCAUCGACCCGAAGGAAGGCCUCCUGCUGCCUGAACUCUUCUUCCACGACGUCAACGUUGCACCUCGGAGUGCGAUCGCCGCGUGCAUUGCACCCAACACGGGCACCACCACCAGCAUCGUGCUGUUCUACCAAGCGCUCGACCCUGACUCACGGAAAGUCCAAAUGGCGGCGAGAGUGGUAUACAAGUCCGCCACCGCUGCCACUGACACCCAAUGGAACGUGUCUGAGAAGGAGGUCCUUGGGGAAUGA
This is a messenger RNA of Fonsecaea pedrosoi CBS 271.37, 1071 nucleotides long. RefSeq lists its product as uncharacterized. NCBI's taxonomy places the organism in Eukaryota, Fungi, Ascomycota, Eurotiomycetes, Chaetothyriales, Herpotrichiellaceae. The transcript has 3 exons. The coding region runs from base 1 to 1071 and encodes 356 amino acids. The record is from RefSeq and is a predicted model, not a curated record.